AUGGCGUGGAGAGGAGUGUGGAGGCAUCUGCUGUCACCGCUACUUCUCCAUGCCGGUUUCAGGCCCAGCGCGGGCCGCACCAGCUGCGAGGGUGAGCGUUGGGAUCAUCUUUUCGGGGCCCUGUCGGAGGCGUCGGAGAACAAGGAGUUCUGGGAUGUCUUCAGCCCGCGGAUGCUGGAGACUACGCAGUCUGAACUUUUCGAGUGGUACAAAGCCAACUAUCGGGAGUGUGUGGAGGGAUUCCUCUCCAUGAUACUCUAUUUAUCCCUGGUCAUGGAGGAGCGGCGUGCUUCCCUCCUGGACCUGGCGAGCCGCGCGGCUCGCGAGCUGAACCCGCUGGCGCUCCGCGCGGGACACUCACCUUGGCCAUUUUUUGGGCUGAUGGACCGGUUGCAGCUGAUUUGGCAAGCCGGUCAGCAUGCUGCGCCGUUGCUGACGGAUCCCUGGCGCCUCCCUCCCCGCUGCCCUGCCUUGCCGUCGAUUCUGCAGCCUUUUCAACAAGGCCCAGAUGGCUCUGUCGAGCACCUCGGGGACUUAGCCGCCGCCUGGGGAUGGCGAGGUCCAUCUCCUGCGCAAGAUUUCUCCAGUAACUCUGUCCUGCGCUUGGCGCGGAACCUGCCUCCCGGCGCCAUCAUGGUGGAUGCCGGGGUCUUCGAUGGCACAGACUGGUCCUUGAUGGGCAUCCUCGCCGGGGCCACGGUGAUCGGCUUCGAGCCUCUGCGGGAGAACCGGAAGUUGGUCGAGGAGCGGCUUCCGGCCGCCCUGCAACAGGAGGGCUACGAGAAGGGCCUCCACACUGCCUUCAGCUUCCUGACCGUGGCGCCGGGAGAAGCGGUGCCGCGGACGCCCUGGUUGCAGAUCGCUCCAGUCGGUAGCCGACAAAGGCUCGGCCACAGCUACAUCUUCACGGCUGGCUUGGGUGAGCGUGUUCGCUCCCUGAACAUGACGGUCCGGUACGACUACAGCAGCAUAGCGGACCAGGGCUACCUGAAGGGCCCGCCAAACAUGGAGGAUGAGGAGGUAGGUUUGACGACCUUGGAUGACAUCAUCGACUCUUACCUCAGCGACGUCCACACAGUGGAGCUGCUGAAACUGGACGUUGAAGGCUACGAGAUGGGUGCUCUGCGUGGAGCGGAGUGGUUACUGUCCGAAGGGCGGGUGCACUUCCUGGUCAUGGAGUUUCAUCCAGGAAUGCUCGGCAGCAGCGGAACUGACCCAGAAGGGCUUCUGGAGUUUCUCCGCCACUACUGCUUCCGCUGCUUUUCUCUGAAGAUCCGGGAGACGCAAAGCUUCGAGGCCUUUGUGGCUCGCUACGUGACGCCGCAAGCGACGCCUCUACAGGGUCUUGGUGAGUUGGAGGACUUGGUGUGUGAGAACACGGCGUGGCAAGGCAGGUGA
Molecule: messenger RNA, 1398 nt
Organism: Symbiodinium sp. CCMP2592
Lineage: Eukaryota; Dinophyceae; Suessiales; Symbiodiniaceae
Source: the annotation of a GenBank genome assembly